AUGGCCUGGGCUGCGGCCGCUGCCCGCGUGUGGCAUAGUCUGGAGGGGGAGAAAAGUCUGCCGAUGUUCACCGUCCUCCGGAGGUUCUCCAUCCUCUUCACCAUGUUUGCCGAAGGAUUCUUGCUCAAAGCCUUUUCCCUCGGGGGGGGGCCGGGGUUUUCCUGGAGCAUCCAGAUGACGGUGUUCGCCAUGAUCAUCGGCGCCUUCGUGGCCGCCAGUGCUGACUUGGCAUUCGAUCUGGAAGGAUAUAUUUUUAUCCUUAUUAACGAUGCCUUAACAGCUGCAAACGGUGCCUACGUGAAACAGAAGCUGGAUUCGAAGGAGCUGGGAAAAUACGGUCUGCUGUAUUACAACGCGCUGUUCAUGAUCCUGCCCACCUUGACCAUUGCCUACUUCACCGGCGACGCGCAGAAGGCCAUGGAGUACCAGGGCUGGGCGGACAGGCUUUUCGUCAUGCAGUUUACGCUGUCGUGUGUAAUGGGGUUUAUUUUGAUGUACUCCACGGUUCUUUGCACUCAGUAUAACUCUGCUCUUACAACUACAAUAGUUGGCUGCAUUAAGAAUAUUUUAAUAACCUAUAUUGGGAUGUUUUUCGGAGGAGACUAUAUUUUUACAUGGACGAAUUUCAUCGGUCUAAAUAUCAGCAUCGCUGGAAGCCUGGUGUAUUCCUACAUCACUUUCACGGAGGAGCAAAUGAGCAAGCAGUCCGAAGCCGGCCUCAAGCUGGAUAGUAAAGGAAAAAGCUCAGUGUGA
Molecule: messenger RNA, 753 nt
Organism: Charadrius vociferus (killdeer)
Lineage: Eukaryota; Metazoa; Chordata; Aves; Charadriiformes; Charadriidae
Gene: SLC35D1
Product: solute carrier family 35 (UDP-GlcA/UDP-GalNAc transporter), member D1
Exons: 9
Coding region: 1-753 (250 amino acids)
Cellular component (GO): Golgi apparatus
Molecular function (GO): antiporter activity; GDP-fucose transmembrane transporter activity
Source: RefSeq, a predicted model, not a curated record